Batrachochytrium dendrobatidis JAM81 is the source of this 5268-nucleotide messenger RNA. RefSeq lists its product as uncharacterized. The transcript is spliced from 17 exons. Lineage: Eukaryota; Fungi; Chytridiomycota; Chytridiomycetes; Rhizophydiales. Bases 1 to 5268 code for a protein of 1755 amino acids. The record is from RefSeq and is a predicted model, not a curated record. Gene Ontology annotation, molecular function: protein binding.
AUGGAUAGUAACACACAGUCUUACAAUGGCAAUACCAAUAAAAAGGCUGAUGGCCGUUAUACGGCGGUUGGCAAUGACUAUAACCACGACAGCAGAAAAGGUGUAAAAAACACCGAAUCUUACACAGGUGGCAGCAGUCAAUCGAAGCAGACCGAGCAGGAUGAAGAAACAGACUCUAGCAACUCUGAUUCUGAUCAAGUAGAGUACAAGUUGGAGGAUGCUAGUGUACUGCUUCCCUCCUGGAAGCUACUGUGUCGCAAGAUCGAAAAGAUUACAACUCGGUUCUUUGGGGCUGCGCAGGUUAGAGAGGCCAGACGGACUUGUCAAAUGCACCAGAAUCGACGUCGACACCCCAUAGCAAUGACUAUGAAUUGGGCUGGAAUGAAUACUGCUAGAUCUGACAGGGGAUCGUCACUGAGUAGUAAUAAAAAUCAAAUCUCGACUAGCAUGUUAUUGCCAGUCACUAAUAAUCAGCCAAGAUCUAGACCGCAUGGACGGGACUCUAUCCAUCUCGAUAGCUCGACUGUUCAAAAAACUACGAUGCGACAGUUAGUAUCAAAUGACACGCUCCGUUCUGAUUCCGCCAUUCCAGAGCAUGAAGAUGAUCUCGGCAGUUUAUCGGAUGCGCAGACACCCAACGUGCAUCUCGACGUAUCUGCAGAUGGAAACACUCUUGCACAAGCAAAUGCAUAUUCAAACACUAACAACAUUUGCAUUCCUCACGGCUUUCAGCUGGUUCGAACCAUGUACCAUCAAAAUGCUUCAUUAAAAAGCAUCCUAUUCAUGGCAUUCGGUGAGGCUGAGCGAUUUGUGAGCUUCGAUACUCAGAAUGCUCAUCUAUGGCGAGGUCGAACUCAUGUUCUUAAAGUGGGUGUUCGGCAGAACAAAGAAUCCCUUCAUACGAGCGUGACUGGAAUCAAUCACUGGGUGUUUAUUCCUAAAUGGCGCAUUAUUUGCUGGCUGAGAAUCCCUACUCCAAAACCAACCAUUAGUCUUGAAUUUGUGCACAAAUACGAUGAACUUAUCGUUGGAAGCGUUGGAUCUAUUUCUAUUUGGCAGUUUCAAAAGAAUCAUGGAAGCACUGGGCCUGUCAUGUACUUUAAAGAACCUAGACUAGUUAUUUCGGAUUUUCAAAUUGAUGAAUGGGUGGCAUUUACUGCCGUGGACACAACUCGCGAGCUUCUAUAUGCUGUUUAUGAUAGCAGUUUCAAUAUAUACAACUAUAAAACUGGUCACCGCAUUGAAACAAUGAGAAAUGUGCACGAAAACUCGAUUUCUGCUGUUCUUUUUUAUGAGCCACAAAAUUAUUUUAUUACUGGAUCUAAAGACUCUACAAGCAAGGUUUGGAAUCAACAAAACUAUCUGUUGUACGAGUUUAAAGAACACACGAAUACUGUUACUGGAUUAUGUCGUGUUUUUGGAGUAGAAAAGGCAGAACAGCCAUUUAUAAUGUCUUGCUCACUUGAUAGCACCGUACGUAUGUGGAACUUGGACACGGGUUGUGAAGUCACAAAAAUGCAAACCCAAGCCGGGUGUCUAGGCAUGCAAUGGAUGCAAAAUGGAAAUUUCUGCACAUAUUCGUCAGACACCAUCAGUGUUUGGUACAUGAACAGGUUUUACAGUACAUUUACAUAUGUCAGUAAUCCUGUCAUUCGACUUGCACGAUCUGAGUUUGCGUCUGAGCCUGCUCGGAUUUUUGCUGCUUCUACUGAUGGUUCAAUCAGUCUUGUUUCUCCAAGAACAGGUGAAAGAAUUAUCAUGGCAUUUCCUGCUAUGGCAGAUACCACUCUUGUUGAUUCCAAAUACGAUUAUGCUCAAGGAACCCAAGAAAAAAUGACGUGUCUUGAUAGCCUUUUUAUUAAAAAAAGCGAGUUGGUUGUAGAAAACUAUCGAAACAAACCAAUUUCAAUCAUUCUGUUGCUCUGUGGUACUGAAAAUGGGCAAAUUGUUUACCGCGAUGUUCGUCGAAAUGGGAAACAGGAACUGCUGAUGCAGGCACAUAUUGCAGGUAUUGUUUCCAUUCAUGUAGACUCGCCUGGAAGUCGAAUAUUUACUACAUCUCGAGUUGUUUUUUUCAAAGAUGCCACAAUCAAAAUUUGGUCAAUCGAGUAUUUAGAGUCUUCAAAUGCAAACUCGACAAUUUUGGAAAAUGUUCGGCAUAAGUUGUUUAAAGGAAAAGUGCAUGUUCAUAUAGUGCAUUUGGCAAGUAUUUCAGCUGCUGCUACAGAUGGGAUUUUUACAAAAUGUUGCUAUGCUCCAAGUUUGAGAACCUUUGCAGUAUGUACAGAAAAUCAUGCUACACGGUUUUUUUCGAUUGGGCUUAACAAUACAAUCAAUGAGAUGAAGCAUCAUCCUAGUGACGAGGAUCAUAUAUCUGAUAUUACUGAUAUUUCUAAACUAGAAACACCAAAUUUUUGUAUAUUUGCAACAGCAGGCCAAGAUGGAACUGUAAAAAUUUGGGAUGGUAUGGAUAAUUGUCUAAUCAGAGAAAUGCAAUUUCCGGGUACUGCAUGGAGCAUUUGUUUUGCCAAUCCAAGAGGGGAUUUGCUUGUCGGGCUUUCUGACCAGAUUGCUCUUGUUCAAGUACACGAAUAUCUUUCUACAAAAAAUCUUUUGAAACUUUUAGAGCAAGACUGGUCUGAUGAUAUCAUUGAGAAAUCUGUUGCAUUUGAUGACAAUCUUGAUUUUUGGAAGCAUAAUUGGAAACAAGACGCGGAUGGCAAACAGACUUCAUCCAUGUGGGACUUUGAUGAUUCAACUGAUUCUACCACCUCUGAAGAGGACGAAUUGGAAAGACGGCGACGUGAAUAUAUAUCUAAUUCUGAGAAUUUAAAUUUGUUACGACUGAAUGAGCUUAUGAAUCCAAGUGAACUGCAAGAUCCAAGUACACAUGGUUAUGUUUCUUCAAACGUAUAUGUUCGUACUGCUGCCGAUGAAAUAUCGAAACGCAGAUUUUUUGAUGACGAUGGCGAGCCCUCUACCAUAUAUAACUUGCCCGAAAUGUCAUUUAAUGCAUUAAUGAGAGAAAAUGCUCGAAUAGAGCUACGUAUUGAAGAGAAUGCUAAGGAUAUUGCAGAGAUUAUCGAACGAAAUGAGCCAAAACUGAGUGUUACAGUCAAUGUUUCUAGCGAAUCUUUGGUUCAUACACCAGCCCUAAACCGUGAUAAUAAAUCAAAGCAGAAAAUCAUACAAAACGAAUUCCAACUGGCAAUCUUGCAAGCACAGAAAAACUCGGUUGAAAUCAGUAAACCUCAGUCUUUAGAAAUGCCAAGGAAAAACAUUUUAGAUGUACUAGAGCGUGCACGCGAACGAAAGGCAAAACAAGAUGACGACGAGCGUGAAAGAGUAAAACAAAUACAAGAAUUUUUGGCUGUAUCUUCAGAGCCUGCUCCAAUACUUUCUACUCCAAAGCGAGGAUGGCUAUUGGAAACUAUGAUUCGAAACGGAGUUGCUCCAAACUCUGUCUUUGCUGCAAGCGCAGAUAGGAUAAAGCAAGAAGCAUUGGAGCAGAAACAACUUAAACUCGAUAAGCAAGCAAAGCUUAUCAAGCUUGCCACCGUAAAACAAGCUUCGCGAUGGGGACAGUACAAUGACUAUUUUUCCCCAAUUGAAUUACCAAAAAAGGAGAAUGCCAACCCUGAUUAUAAACCGACCGAAAAUGUCUUAAAACCCUCAAAUUUUACAGAUAACAUACCUGUCAAGAUCAGUUUGGCUCCAGUUACGCCUGUUUUAAAAUCAAAGACACCAGUCAAAAAGACAGUUUCAAAACCAUACAAACCAAAAAACGCACCAGUUAAAUAUGUUGCACCAAAACCUUUUAAACGCACAAGUCGCUUACCAAUAAUUGUGCGACCACGCAUAAAGGCAUCCUCUCCGUUUUCAUCCAACUCUACACUAUCCACUCAUGAAGAAUCAAUUAUUGAAUCUAUGACUGAAGAAGACUUGAUUUUAAGCUCACUUGGCUCCGUAGAUAUGUUUGAAAGUGAAGCUAAAGUUGAAGAUAAUGUGAUCCAAGUAGCGACCGUGACAGUCACAGUUGUAGAUGAAAAAACGCAGCCAUCAGAAUUACAAGAGACUGCCAAUAUUUUGGAUAAAGUUGUUGCUGUAUGUAACAUUCAGGAAAAAAUUGAAGCUCCCAGCACGCCUAUUGCGCAAUCAUUUCAGCAGUACACACCAAAUAUGAAUCAGUCCAAAAUGGUGGAAGAAUGCUUUCUAAACCAACACCAACCAGAGGAAUCUCAAAUACCUUCUUUACCAAACUCAGCAGUAACCCCUACAUUUUCAAAAUCAAUCGAGAAUGUAAAACCCAAUUAUCUUUCAGUUGUGAAUUCUGAAAAAUUUGAAUAUAAUUGGCAACCAAUCGUUCAUGAGGAAGUUUCCAACGAAAUUAUAAAUAAGCUAUCAUGGGAUCUUUUCAAAACUGCACAAGUGCUAACUACCAAAGAUACUGAUUACACACGUUUGCUUGAUCGAUUUAAAAGCACUGAUUGGUUCCGUGGAAUUGGAUCUGCUCAAAUCAAUAUUACAAGCAUUGUUAAUUCGCUUUUCGAGUCUUUGCGUGAGGGGGAAAUAACUGAAAAAGUUCAAGCAGCUAAAGGACUCAUGUACAUGUAUCACACAUUUAAAGCCGACUUUAAAGAUCCAAUAAACCAGAUCGUCAACCCGCAGUUACAGCAAAUGCACGAUCCCAAUUGGCAAGUACGCACACAAAUCAUCAACAACUUGGCGUCGUACCAAAUUUUCAAUGAGAAUAUCGUGUAUGCAAUGAUUGUUGCUCUUGCAGACCCAUCUCCACAAGUGGUGGAAUCUGCUAUCAACACAUUAUCGUCAUUUGGUAUUUCUUCAACAUAUGCACUUCAGAAUGUAAUGAUGCAUUUUCAAAUGAUUCCCACAACUGUAAAAGAAUGUAAAAAUUAUAGUAACACCUUUGAAAAACUCGCAGCAGAAUAUCAGUUUACCAGACAGCAUACCGUAUCUCAUAGUAAUUCGGAUAUAAUCAAAUGGCUUGGAGAAAUUGAUAAAAGGGUUUAUGGCCAUACGUUUGCUCGACCAGACAGCUCUAUCAUAACUCUCUGUGCUCGUGCUGCAAAAUACACGAGUUCGAAAUCGCACUCGACUCGGAGUUUAAAACAAAAUACCAAAGCAUCCUCUUUACCACCAAUCCCAACUCAAUCAAACACCACAAUUUCGAUUGUCAAACGCAAGAUAUUGCCCGUUAAAGAAAGAACGGCAAGCAAACAAUCUCGUUUAUUUUCUCAUCUCAAGUAA